This is a messenger RNA of Diaporthe batatas, 1535 nucleotides long. RefSeq lists its product as uncharacterized. NCBI's taxonomy places the organism in Eukaryota, Fungi, Ascomycota, Sordariomycetes, Diaporthales, Diaporthaceae. The transcript has 2 exons. The coding region runs from base 171 to 1529 and encodes 452 amino acids. The record is from RefSeq and is a predicted model, not a curated record.
UAAGAGGCGAUCGGGAGGUCUCUUGCGACGAGGCAAGCAUCCAGGUCACUUCGAAUUGCGAGUCGUUGCUGCGGCAUCUGCGACUGAGGACUAAGACGAGGAACCUCUGGGUUGACGCUCUCUGCAUCAACCAACUGUCAACCUCGGAUAAGAAUCAUCAGGUGCCCCUCAUGGGGGAUAUAUUCGAGUCGGCAGAGCGUGUCAUCAUCUGGCUGGGCCCGGAACGCACCAGCGUGGCCAACUUCUUCCGCAGAGUCAAGCUGUUCAAUCCUUUUAUAUCGCCUCAGCUCUAUGUUAUGCGCCGCUUCGGCCCUUGGGCUGGGCAUGAAUUUCGCAGGCUGGACUUUGUCUCCCGCAUUGCCAACUGGGCUUGGGUCCACACUGUACGCAGCGCUGAAGACUCCCGAAUACUCGAAGAGAUUGGUGAAUCCAGCUGGUUUACCCGCGUGUGGACAUUGCAGGAGCAACUCCUGUCCUCCAAGGCCGUGGUCGUCAUCGGACACCACGAGUGUGCCUGGGCAGCUUUCGUGAAUAUCUGGGCUUGGAACAUGAAAUCCAUCAAGUCGCUCGGCGGCGAGGAGUCCCCCGUCACACUGCGUUUGCUCACCUGGAUUGCCUUUCAGAGCACAACGCAAUCAAAAGCCAAGGGCGGCGGCCGCAAGAUGCUGAAUUCCCAGUUCGACAUCUACUCGGGGUUGGUAGAGUGCGCCCGUACGAAUGGUGCCACCGAUCCUAGGGACAAAGUCUAUGCUUUCCUACCGCUGAUGCAGAGGAUCGAGCCAAAUACGGAUACUCUGCAGGUCAGAUACGAUAUGUCGUACCAAGAAGUGUACGAACAAUUUGCGAGGUAUUCGAUACGACUGUCAGGGACGCUGAGAUACCUGGAAACCCUCCCGCCACUGCAGUACGAGAGUAGCCUGCCGUCAUGGGUCAUUGAUUUGCAAGUUCCGGCCAAGUACCCAAUGCGGAGGUGGGCGCAUAGCCAACUCGAUGCCCAGGCUACGGGAAAUAGCAAGGUAGACCUGCGGUUGCUCGCCCAAUCCAAGAGAGGCGAGCUGUUGCUGAAGGGAUCAAAAUUCUCGACGAUCAAGAGGGUCUCGUGUGUUGCGCCACUCGAGACCAGAGGGUCGCCUGAUUUUGCAGAAGACAUUGCCACAUGGUUUUGGGAUUGGCGGGAUACGAUCAGGGAAGCUGUGCUCAAAAACGAACUCGCCUGCCCAUACUCUUCCUUCGCGGAAGGAUUCGACGAAUUUUUUGACGGAGUGAUGAGGUUCAACCCUUAUCUGGGUGGGUGCACCCUAUUCAUCACGGUAUCAGGGCACCUCGGUGUUUCACAGUUCAGUGUUCGCGAGGGAGACGAGGUUGUGCUCUUAGCUGGCUGUACCCUGCCCACUGUGCUCAGAGCUUCAAGCUCCGAUCGAUAUCGCUUCUUCGCAGUCGCGUACCUGGCGGGCAUCAGCCAUGGCGAGGCCUGGAAUCCACGCGACAGCAUAUCUCAUGAGCACUUACAAAGCUUCACACUGAUGUAAUUAGUG